UCGGCCACUCUCUUCUCCAGCCAAUGAGAGUCCGCAUGGGCGUGUCUUAACCCGCGAAAAGACUAUAAAUACAAGGCAGCUCGCGCAGCCCGUGACAGACGUUCCUUGUUUUGGCGUUGACGGAUAGAUCGAUACAAAAAAAUCGUCGCUUUAUUAGAGUGCCAUGGCACGUACUAAACAGACGGCUCGUAAAUCCACCGGCGGUAAAGCCCCCAGGAAGCAGCUGGCCACCAAAGCGGCCAGGAAGAGUGCGCCCUCCACCGGUGGAGUCAAGAAGCCCCACAGAUACCGUCCUGGAACCGUGGCUCUUCGUGAGAUCCGUCGGUAUCAGAAGUCCACAGAGUUGCUGAUCCGCAAGCUUCCGUUCCAGCGUCUGGUUCGUGAGAUCGCUCAGGAUUUCAAGACCGACUUGCGUUUCCAGAGUGCUGCCAUCGGCGCCUUGCAGGAGGCAAGCGAAGCAUACCUGGUGGGUCUGUUUGAGGACACCAACUUGUGCGCAAUCCAUGCCAAACGUGUCACCAUCAUGCCCAAAGACAUCCAGUUGGCCCGUCGAAUUCGUGGAGAGCGUGCUUAAACGCUUUAUGUACUCAACUUUUUGUGUGUGUGUGUGUGUGUGUGGAGGAAUAUAUGGGGACGGGGUUUGAUGUGUGGGAGGGUUGGGUGGGAGGGACAUCAGGGUUCUUACUCUUGACAUAAAUGCCUGUGUAGUUUUAAGUUUAUUUUUUAUUUUUUUUUUGGUAGUUGCGGUAGGGGAGGGGUAUCUUGUGGUUCAAGUUGAUAGAAGGGGGGCAGCGUCAGAACAUUCCGGGAGCUCCUCAGGGUUUUAAAGUUCGUAUUUUAGACUUUCAUAUACCUCUGCCUAGUCUGCAUGCUUCAUGAUGAAUUGGUGUCCUUUUAUUUCUAUUGUUAUUAUAUUGGGUUUCUCUUCUAUUGUGGCCAUUUGGUUGUAAAUAAACUUUCCACUACCUCA
Molecule: messenger RNA, 970 nt
Organism: Carassius carassius (crucian carp)
Lineage: Eukaryota; Metazoa; Chordata; Actinopteri; Cypriniformes; Cyprinidae
Gene: h3f3d
Product: H3 histone, family 3D
Exons: 4
Coding region: 164-574 (136 amino acids)
Cellular component (GO): nucleosome
Molecular function (GO): protein heterodimerization activity; DNA binding; structural constituent of chromatin
Source: RefSeq, a predicted model, not a curated record